UCCUCCUUGUCUCUGCAGCUGCUGAAGAGUCUGAAGAGGCUGUCUGAGCUGCCCAUCACAGUUGACAUUCUUGUGGAGACGGGUGUUGGGAAGACUGUGAACAGUUUACGGAAACAUGAGUUUGUAGGAGACUUUGCCAAGAACCUUGUAGCCAGGUGGAAGAAGUUGGUGCCGGUGUCCCAGGAGGCAGACAGAAAUAACGUAGAUUCUGAAGACCGUGACUAUGGGAGGAGCAGCUCAAGCAAAAGACAUCGGGAACCCUCCCUCAGAGAGGAUGAGGAACCUGACCAGGAGUAUUCAGAACCCUUCCAGCCAUCUUGCAGCCAGUCCUAUAGCCCAGAUCCUAGGGAAAAGAAGUCCAAAAGGUAUCCCAGGUCUGAGAGAGCCCAUGAGACUUAUGGUUAUAGCAGCCACGAGGGGAAGGGCUGGGGCAGAUCUUCCCCAGUGCUCUCUUCAGAUCAGGAGUACUCGGACUGUGGACAGGCUGGGUCACCUGAGCCAAGUGAGAGCCCUCAGGACAUGUACACAGACCCUUAUGCCUCUGAGGAGCAGGAAGAACCAACAGUAUUUCAUCGGAAAGCCAGUAAAGGCCACAGCUUUCAGGAGAAGCUGGAGGGAGGCCGGGAAAGGAACCCCGGUGAGUUCCAUGACAAAGGGAACAUGAGUCGAAGCAAAGAGCAUAAGUCUUCUCACAAGAAGCAGCGACUUGAUGGCAGAGAGGAGGACAGGAGCUCUGCCUUCAGCCCAGAAAGAUUGCACAAAACCUCUUUUAAAGAGCAACUCCAAGAGGCCCCCGUGGCAGGGGGCAGCAAGGAGAAGCAGAGGACGUCAGAUGGCACCAAGAAGGAGAAGAACCGAGAAAGUGGUGCUUCCAGAAAGGAGAAGUUGCACGUGUUGCCGCACUCGGAAGAGACGUUGGACAACCAUGUUAAGAAGCAGAAACAUCGGGACUCUGAAAAAGGCAAAUUGGAAAAGCCCAAGUUGAGCUUGGAGACCUCGAACUCCGAGCGGGAGAAACGGAAAGCUGAGAGUGACUCAUCAAAUAGGAGUAAAGAGAAGGGCAUUUCUGGGAGCUUAAAAUCUUCAGAGGGGAAGCGCAAAGUCUCCGACACAGACAAAAAAUCUGUGGGCUUUUCCUCCAGUUUUGGGGAGGGGGAAGUGGAGGAUGAAUUUGAACAACCUACAAUGUCCUUUGAGUCGUACCUCAGCUACGACCAGCCCCAGAAAAAGAAAAAGAAAGUGGUCAAACCUUCUGUGCCAGCUGGGGAGAAAGACCGAGGGCACAGCAAACAGAACGGAUCCAAAGCCAGUACCAACAGCUCAAGCUCGAGUCGGAAAAGUCCAAGCCACAAGCGAGCAAGUGAGAAAAAAGCAGAGAAGAAACUACCAGAGUCUCCUAAACCAAAGAGGAUACUUUUAGAUGUGGUACCAACGUUACCAGAGAUCCCACUGCCUCCAAUCCAGGCCAAUUACCGCCCUCUUCCUUCACUCGAGUCCAUUACCUGCUCCCAGACGAAGAGGAAAGCAGUGUCCUCGCCGGUUGAAGAGAGCGAAGCGGGUUUUACAGGCCGCCGGUUGAAUUCAAAGAUGCAAGUGUAUUCAGGCUCUAAAACUGCCUACCUCCCCAAGAUGAUGUCUCUGUAUCAGCAGUGCAUCAGAGUCCUCAGUAACAACAUUGACUCAAUCUAUGAAGUGGGUGGUGUCCCUUUCUCAGUGCUGGAGCCAGUAUUGGAGAGAUGCACCCCAGAGCAGCUGUACCGCAUUGAGGAAUGUAACCAUGUCCUCAUUGAGGAUACGGAUCAACUGUGGCACAAUCACUGUCUCCGAGACUUCAAGAACGAGAAGCCAGAUGAGUUUGAGUCCUGGCGGGAGAUGUACCUUCGGCUGCACGACGCGCGGGAGCAGCGGCUGCUCAUGUUAGCGCGGAACAUCGGCUCCGCUCAUGCCAACAAACCCAAAGGUCGAGUGGCCAAAAUGGCAUUUGUGAACUCUGCAGCAAAGCCCCCUCGGGACGUACGGAGGAGACAAGAGAAGUUUGGAACUGGAGGACCUCUGCUGCCAGAGAAGACCAAAAUAAAACCAGUCCUGUACACAUCCAGCAAAAGCCACUCUCGUGUGAGUGAGGAGCAGUCCUACGAUGGGCCCAGCACCAGCAGUGGCCAUUCUGUCCCAUCUUCAGGUAGCACCUUCUCCUCCUACGACCCCAAGAAACCACCAGUGAAGAAAAUUGCACCCAUGAUGGCAAAGACUAUCAAAGCUUUCAAGAACAGGUUCUCUCGGAGAUAAGCUUGCAGUGCAGAUCUGGGACUUGCCCUCUGGUGGGGAGUGGCACUGAAGGGGGAGAAGGUACUCACAGCCCUUUUCCUUGAACUCUUUGGAGGCUGCAGCUGCUGGGAGAAGCUUUGAUCUGCACAAGACAACAGCACAGUAUUUUAUCUUUUAUUCUGGUCCCUUUCUCAGUGUCAAGCCCCC
Nestor notabilis (Kea) is the source of this 2472-nucleotide messenger RNA. RefSeq names its product transcription elongation factor B (SIII), polypeptide 3 (110kDa, elongin A) (gene ELOA). The transcript has 10 exons. The record is from RefSeq and is a predicted model, not a curated record. The annotation marks the transcript as partial. Lineage: Eukaryota; Metazoa; Chordata; Aves; Psittaciformes; Psittacidae. Gene Ontology annotation, molecular function: protein binding. Gene Ontology annotation, cellular component: elongin complex; nucleus. Gene Ontology annotation, biological process: transcription elongation by RNA polymerase II.